Messenger RNA from Leptidea sinapis, 4301 nucleotides. It is a transcript of the gene l(3)77CDf, whose product is annotated as phosphatidylserine synthase. The transcript is spliced from 7 exons. NCBI's taxonomy places the organism in Eukaryota, Metazoa, Arthropoda, Insecta, Lepidoptera, Pieridae. Gene Ontology annotation, molecular function: L-serine-phosphatidylethanolamine phosphatidyltransferase activity. The coding region runs from base 207 to 1463 and encodes 418 amino acids. Gene Ontology annotation, biological process: phosphatidylserine biosynthetic process. The record is from RefSeq and is a predicted model, not a curated record.
ACCGAGGUUUAAAAAUUUUCACCUUAAAUUAUAACCUCAAUGAAUUAUAGCGAAUUGUUCAGUAUUUAUAACAAAUUUUUAACAAUAAUAAAUUGCGAAGUAGAAAAAAAUAUUAAGCGAAACAUGAAGUGUUAAAUAUCAUACAAGUAUUAAUACUUACAGUAAAUAUAAAUUAUUCCUUGUUGCCUAAAAUUAAUGAAAGAAUCAUGGACAGUGGUAGUUUAUCAGGUUCUGAUGAAUAUAAAGACGCCUUUGAAUCUAUUAAUGAACGGCCAGUUGAUGAUAUAUCAUUAGAAUUUUUCUAUAAACCACACACUAUCACUUUAUUAGGAGUUUCCAUUGCUGCUGUUAUAUACACAGCAUUUGUAAGAGAUGAAAACAACAUUCAGGGAAAUAUUUGGGCUGGUAUAUGUUGUGUUAUUUUCUUCUUCUUAAUCAUAUCUGUACUUACAUUUCCAAAUGGCCCAUUCACAAGACCACAUCCAGCAGUGUGGAGGAUUGUAUUUGGAAUGUCAGUGCUGUAUUUACUUACCUUAUUAUUUCUUCUCUUUCAAAGUCAUUCAACAGUCUAUGCAAUUAUGUAUUGGAUUGAUCCCAAUCUACGCAAUUUCCACAUAGAUAUGGAUAAGGAAUAUGCUGUGAAUUGCACAGAUAUAAGCUUGUCACGCAUUUGGUCACACUUAGAUGUCUUUGCUUGGGGCCAUUUUUUAGGUUGGACUUAUAAAGCAAUUCUUUUUCGACAUGCUGGUCUUUUGUGGGCCAUUUCAGUUAUGUGGGAAAUUACAGAAAUAGCAUUCGCUCACUUGCUACCCAAUUUCCUGGAAUGUUGGUGGGAUUCAAUAAUAUUAGAUGUUCUAAUAUGUAAUGGUCUAGGUAUAUGGUGUGGCUUAAAACUUUGUAAGGUGUUAGAAAUGAGAGAAUAUAAAUGGGUAAGCAUAAGGGAUAUCUCAUCUACGACAGGUAAAAUUAAAAGAGCAAUCCUUCAAUUUACACCUGUUCAUUGGGCACCAGUGAGAUGGUUGGAUCCUAAUUCCACCUAUAUGAGAUUCUUUGCUCUCAGCCAGCUUGUGGUAUUCUGGCAAAUAUCUGAGCUGAAUACAUUCUUUUUGAAGCACAUAUUUGAAAUGCCUCCGUCACAUCCGUUGGUCAUAGCUCGGCUAGUGCUUAUUGGUGUUAUAGUAGCACCAUCAGUUCGGCAAUACUAUACCUAUGUAACUGAUCCUAAGUGCAAAAGAGUGGGGACACAGUGUUGGGUUUACGGCGCAAUAAUGGUGACGGAAUCUGUGCUGUGUAUUAAAAAUGGACAAGAACUAUUUGGACAGGCCCAAGUUUGGAAUGUUAUAGUUUGGCUAGUCAUACAAAUUCUAGUCUCUGUUGGCUGUGUUUAUGGUGUUGUGUUGUAUGAUCGCUAUAAGCGAAUUGUUUCAAGUUCCAAUACAAGCAGUCUAAAAAAGGAAAAUUAAUGAAGGAAAUUUAUUAAUACAAUGCAUCCAAGUGGAAGAGGAUCUGCAGGUGAUUUCCAAUAAUGUAUAAGUUGUGAUAUUUAUGAUUUAUAUUUAUAGAUGUAGAUAUUAUGUUUAAUGGAGCUACUCGUAUUUCUAUUAAAUAUAUCACAGAAUAGCAAUUUAUUACGAGAUUUGAUAUUAAUUUUUAAUAUAAUUUCUUUACGUAUAUAAUAAAUGAUCUUAAAGAAGGUCAUCUAAAUACAACAAACGUGAUAAUACGAAAUAAAUAUAGUGUAAAAUUCGAGAUGCAAUAUAUUAAAUUAAAAAAUAAUACCAAGUAUAUAUAGAUAUAUUGAGUGUAAUGCCUACUAAAUGAAACAGAAAUUUUUUGACGACUUGUCGUUAUCGCGAGUAGUGAACCAUAUGUGGAUAAUCUUAUGGCCGUAAUGGCAAAAUGUUCAAGUUUAUCCGGCGUUUUAAUAACAAAAGUGACGACUAAUAAUAUUUCGAAACCAAACUGUUCCUGACUUCCUGAUUUUACAGUGCGACAAGGAUCUUUUGGUUGUCGAAUGACAUAUGGGUCCGUUUGUGUAGUAUAAGGGUUGCCAGCUAAAAAUAAGUACCUUCUUUGUAGGGAUAUAAUAUUAACGUUGAAUAAUUAACGUCCUGCUCGUCUUGUCCCUUAUUUUCAUAAAAAAAUCUUUUAAGUUUUGUAUUAUAUCUAUAUAACGAUAAAUCAAGAUAGACAUCCAUGUUUCCACACCGAGAAAAAGUAUUAAAACCAUUAGACUGAGUCUAGUCGUUAGACAUCAGACCAAGGAUUUUUUAGAUUGAGCUAUUACCAUAUACCUGAUCAAACAUUAUAAUUCCUUAUAUCUAAAUAUAGCCAUCAGCUGCUGUCAAACUUAUGUCGUAAGUACUAAAUUCUACUCUAUUUAAAGGAUAUAGCUCUGUGGGUCUAAAAAAAGCAAACAUUGACAUUUAAAUUUUUGUUUACUAAAAUUAUGUUCUGAUCGAACUAUAUCAAGGGGUCGUAUAUCAAAAACUUCACUAACAUCACUGUCGCUACUUUGUUCAUGUGAACAUACUUCUUCGAUGAAAGGUUUGUCCAAAUCUUUUAACCCAUUUUCCUCUUGUAACUAUUUCACAUGGGAGCACUAAUAAUACCACUCAUUGGUAGAACUGAUCUUCAGUACAUUUUUAUUUCUUCCCUUUUCGUGGAAGCCCAGACUUUUUCUAUCGGAUUAGGGUCGCAAUGAUAUGCAAGUACACGCGAUAUUUGCAAAAAAAAAUUAUGAUAAUAUUGUAAUUUUAAUAUUUCUGAAAUGUUACGUAGUGAACAGAAGCAAGGAGUAUUUUCUUAAAUUGAAAAUUAAUAUUAAUAUAAUUCUACAGCAAUAGUUGCACAUACAGUAUUCCAAAGUAUAUGACAACACUAACCUGAAAUUUAGAAAAGACUGUCAAAAAUUGACACUUCACAAGAUGGCGGUGUUAGUUCCAAAUUUGGCCAAAUGCCUAGGCGGUAUAGCCUGCUCUUAAUGGGCGAAUUAAAAAAUUGGUCAUAUUUUAAAAGAUCCUUGUCGCAGCGUAAAAUGCUAUAGCAUUCAUUUUUAAACUAGGAAUUUAAAUAAGCUACUUGUUGAUGUAUAACUUAAAAUAAUAAAUAAAUAUUAACAAUUUACAAUAGUUAUUGUGCAUUUGACACUCGAGUAGUUAAUAAAGUAAUUAUACUCCAUAUAAAAUGUCGUUUAUUAUGAAAUACGAGAGCUUUAUUUUAACAUUUUGAGCGGAUAAGUAUUAUAUUUUGUUGUGAAGGUAAAUAAUACCAAAUAUUAAUUGUAAGUAGGACAAUUAUUUAUAUUAUGUAAUCUUUGGCUGCUAAGAUAUAGGUACAGUAGAGAAACCUAUCAUUAUUUGUAAAAUACAAUAUUGACGUCUUAGAUUAAGGAUUCGUCUCCGCUGCGCUCCAACGAGACACCGCAGGCGUUGUCGCAAAUUGCGGCAAACUCCCAGGUGGGCGUGCUCGAGCCAGUCUCGAACAAUGUUUGACGUUGUCGUGUCACAUGUUCUGUUAAGCUUUGCUAAUAAUUGAAACUAAAAGCCGGGUUGCCUAGUAAAACUUUGUAAAAAUAAUACUACAAGAAAGAAGAAAGACACUAUAUAUAGUAAUAUCAUCAGUAAGUAUAUUUUUUUUUAUUAAUUUCAAUGUUAUGUUACAAAAUUUGAAAGAUGACAUUGAGUGUCAAGAUGCCUUAAUAAAAAAAGCUAUUCUUAGGUAGCGCGGAGCGCUGCGGAGAUCAAUCCUUAAUGUCAAACAACUGACGCAAAUCUCAAACAUUGGAGGUUGAAAGAACUUAACGUACCUAGGUCCCUUCCUCUUCUAAUUUCAACUUCAUCUUUUACAGCUUCCAUAUUAAGUACUUAAGACAAUUUAUAUUAUAAUUAUGAUUGUCUUAAUUACUAAAAUUGUACAUUUAAAUUUUUUUAGUGCAUAACAUCAUAUAACUUCUUCGCAUAAAGUCUAUUAAAUUAUUUUCAAAUUGUAUUCGGUGACAAACAAUUCAGCACUGUACCAAAAUCUUACUUAGCCGAGUCAAAAAAAACCAACAGUAAAUGAAUAAGUCAUCAAGAAGCAUUUUUAUUUUAUGAAUUGGUUUGGAACAGCUCCAGGAACAGCCCAGCGUCGUCGCGUUCGAUGCCAUUUGUUUAUAAACCUUUGGCUUUGUUGAACCUUAUUUUUUUUUACCUUCAAUAAUACUCAAUAACCCUUGAAGAAAGCCUUGUACAGAAAAUGUAGAGACAAGUAGAGUACAGUGAAACGAAAAAAGAAUUUCCAUUAAAAAAUAUAUUAAUAAA